CCCCCCGACACACUCCGCCAUGGAGCCGCAGCCUGAGGUGAGCGGCGGCGGCGGGAAGCCGGAGACGGAGACGGAGCCGGAGCUGGAGACGGAGCUGGAGCUGGAGACGGAGCUGGAGACGGAGACGGAGCCGGGCGACGCCACAGCGGGACAGAGCGGCCCGUUGGCCGGGGCAGGGUCCGGGUCCGGGGGCAGCGGCGAGGCCGGGGCUGAGGGUGAUGUCUGUGGCCGGAGCGGGGCCGCGGCUGCGGGGAUGUGGAGGUGUCCACACGCAGCGCCCGCCCACGACCACGACCACGACCACCCGCGACCCCCGCAGCGCUUCGUGAGGAGGACGGUGCCGUCGGGGUCGGGGUCGGGGUCGCUGCCGGGGGGAGCAGAGGCCGAGGGAUCGAGCACCGAGAGCCGGGGGGAUGAGGCCGGGGACACGGACAGCCGCGAUGGGGAGCGGGAGAUGGAGAUGGAGAGCCCGGGGGUCGCGGAUGGUCGGGAGCUGCCGCAGGGCCAGAGCGAGGAGAACGAGGAGGAAGCUGAGAUGAAGGCGGUCGCCACCUCUCCCGACGGCAGGUUCCUCAAGUUCGACAUUGAGCUGGGUCGCGGCUCCUUCAAGACGGUGUACAAGGGUCUAGAUGCUGAGACGUGGCUGGAGGUGGCCUGGUGCGAGCUGCAGGACAGAAAACUUACAAAGGCAGAGCGUCAGCGGUUUCGCGAAGAAGCAGAAAUGCUGAAAGGAUUGCAGCACCCUAAUAUUGUUCGAUUUUAUGACUCUUGGGAAAGUCCUCUGAAGGGGAAAAAAUGUAUUGUAUUAGUUACUGAAUUAAUGACCUCAGGAACAUUGAAAACAUAUUUAAAAAGAUUUAAAGUGAUGAAAACAAAAGUUAUGCGAAGCUGGUGUCGGCAAAUAUUGAAAGGCCUAUAUUUUCUGCACACAAGGACACCGCCAAUUAUUCAUCGAGAUUUAAAAUGUGAUAAUAUUUUUAUUACUGGACCUACAGGAUCCGUGAAAAUAGGAGAUUUGGGGCUUGCAACUUUAAAGCGUGCCUCUUUUGCUAAAAGUGUUAUAGGUACUCCAGAGUUCAUGGCUCCAGAAAUGUAUGAAGAACACUAUGAUGAAUCUGUGGAUGUGUAUGCUUUUGGAAUGUGCAUGUUGGAAAUGGCUACCUCAGAAUACCCAUACUCAGAAUGUCAGAAUGCUGCUCAGAUAUAUCGAAAAGUUACAAGUGGAGUAAAACCAGCAAGCUUUGGUAAGGUUAUCGAUCCAGAAAUAAAGGAGAUCAUUGGCGAAUGUAUCUGCCAAAAUAAAGAUGAAAGAUAUCCUAUAAAAGAUCUUUUAAAUCAUGCAUUCUUUGCGGAGGACACUGGGGUUAGGGUUGAACUUGCUGAAGAAGAUGAUGGAAUAAAAAAUUCAAUUGCAAUGAGACUCUGGGUUGAUGAUCCUAAGAAGCUGAAAGGCAAACCGAAAGACAAUGGUGCAAUUGAGUUCAGUUUUAACUUGAAUAAAGAAAAUCCUGAGGAUGUUGCACAAGAAAUGAUUGACUCUGGGUUCUUUCAAGAAUGUGAUUCCAAGACUGUUGCCAAGUCGAUACGGGAUAGAGUAGCUUUAAUUACGUGGAGAAGGGUAAGGAGUCAACAAGUAAAUAAGGCUACUGCUGAAAGAGAGACAGAUAACCAGGAUAAAGAGAAGAAUGGUAUUCAUCAAGUUAUUGACACCUCCCAGCAAGGCCAACAAAUCUCCUCAGAAUUGGAAGAACCUGAAGCUGACCAACACCUUUGUCCAAGUUUGCUGAAGACUGUUACAUCCAUGAUGUCUGACAGCACUUGUGACAGUGGGCAAGGAUCAACACUUUACUCUGACUCCCAAGACAGCCAGCAGAGUGUAGUUUACUCGUCUGUUCAUGAGGCAGUGCCCUCUGCCGUACAGCAGAUCUACAGUCCACCUCAGUGUGAAAUCCAAGCACCUUCCAUUAGCUCUCAGUCAAUCGCACACUACCAGCACACUUCAACGCCCUACUCUCUGGUGCAUGUUCCACCUGUGGCUUUGCCUACACAAUCCCAUCAGUUUGGGCCUCAGCAGCAUUACCAGCAACCAGCCCCACUUCCUACGAUGCAGAUGGCACAAGCCCAACAGUUGGACCCUUAUUUCUGCACUGCAACAUUCCAUUUUCAGCAACAGAUGCCAACGGCUGAAGAUUUUGUCCCACCUGUUUCUCAACCACUGCCUCAAUACCAAGUUCAACAGCUUCCGAGGCCAGCACUGCCACCCCAAACCAUGCAAAUGAUUCCUUUGCAGAUUUCUUCAGAGCCCCUUCAAAUUAACCAAUCAACUCCAGCUAUGGAGAUUCAUCCUGAACAUGAAAAGCACCAGACUGCAGCAUAUGGUGGUUCUUACGAUAAUGUAUAUUCUGAUGCUGCAUCAGGAAAAGAAAUGAGUGAUGGAUAUGAUGGAAUUCACACCAGUGGAAAACAGGAGAACAAAAGUUCAAGGAAGCAUCAUAGGAGGUCUACACGCACUCGUUCACGACAAGAAAAGACAACUAGACCAAAGCUAACUAUCCUAAAUGUAUCAAAUGUAGGAGAUAAAAUGGUGGAAUGCCAGUUGGAAACCCACAAUCACAAAAUGGUAACCUUUAAAUUUGAUUUGGAUGGCGAUGCUCCAGAUGAAAUAGCAAUUUAUAUGGUGGAUAAUGAUUUUAUACUUGAAAUUGAAAAGGAGAUUUUCAUAGAACAGAUGAAAGAUAUAAUGGAUAAAGCAGAAGAUAUGCUGACUGAGGAGGCAGAGGACGGUAGAAACUCUACAGGUUUUCAAGUUGCUGGCAAAUCUGAAAUGAUGUCAACUUCUCAACAGAAGUGUCAACAGAAUGUAUUGCAUACUGGCCGAAGAUGGUUUAUUAUAUGUCCAGUUGUGGAGAACAGUACAACAAGAAAGUCAGAAUCUCCAGCAGACAUUCAUCCAAGUCAGCAACCAGCAACUUCUACUCUGGAAACUGAAAAUGCAAGUGAUGACAGACCAAUGGAUUAUUUAGCAUGGCAGAUCUCUGGUUCUUCAGCUGCUACACAUGGCAUCACUUCUGGACAUUGCAUUGCACCUCCAUCUUCAGUACCAGUGUUGUCAAAUAUUAAUGACUCAGCAAGUUUGCCUGGUCAAGUAAUAAAUCCGAGCAUUCCUACGAAACAACUGGAACCUGAGGAGAAAUCUAGAAAUGAAGUGCAGCAGAGUAGUCACCAGGUUAAUUCUCCUGUUUCAUUUCAAAGUCAGAUUGCCAAUCACAACCCUUUAGAACUUCAAUCUAAGACUGCUUGUCAGCAGCAGACAGAAGAACAAUCAGAUAUAGCUUUUAGCCCACCUUCAGUUGUGGACAUGCCUUGUUGUUCUGUUAGUGAUUCCCUUGCUAUCCAAUCAAUAUCGAUCCAAACAGAACUUUCACUUCCUGCUCAAUCUGUGGAACCUAAUCCCCUUUGCAGCUUUGAUUUGGAGCAGCAGCCUGUUAUGCAAGCUUACGUGCCUGACAUCUCACAACCUGUUUCAAUGCAGUCAUCUGAAACAGUAAGUAAUUCAUCACCAAGUUCUCAGCCGCAGAGUCCUGCACAGAUUCCAAGUAUUAAUCAACAGUACCCAUCACAAGCACACCCCCAGUCAAUUACUAUGACUGGUAUCGUUAGCAGUCAGCAGCAGCUUUCUCUAGUGGUUGAAUCUGAUGUGGAAGGUCCACGUAAAAUUGAAUUUACAGAUAAUACAAUAAAGUCACUGGAUGAAAAAUUACGUACUUUAUUAUAUCAAGAGCCUGGAGGGAUUCUUCCAGUUCAUCCAGCUACAGAUUCUGCUGAUGCUGCUGCUGCAGAAUGUAUGGGUUGCACAGAAGAGCUUUACGCUGAGCCCCUGGGUGAAGUACAUGAUGCUACACUUUCCGUGACUGUUUCUGUACACGAUGUAAAACAUAUAGAUGCACCUAUCCAUUCUGUUUUACCAAUUACCCAAGUUCCAAAUGUGGGAUCACUGCCAAGCGUGACAAGUCCACCCGAACAUUUACUGGAAGAAACUUCCAAUCAAUGUGAAGCUUUGAGAGAGGUUCUGUACCAGCAUGUGAAAACACCAGAGAUACAUAUGGGUAGAGACUCCACUUUGACUGGAGAAAAUGGAUCAUCUGAUAAUGUUGCUCCAACAUCUCAGGAUACUGGUAACAAAAUUGUGUAUAAUGCAAAAAAUGGAACAAAGCCAAUCAAAGAUCCACCAAAAAGACAUUUAUUAAGUACAUCAUCAGCAAAUAGUGAAAGUGAUCAAAAGACAGACAAGCUGUCCAUUAGAAGAAUCAACACAAUUGGCAGAUUUUCAGUUAUUAGUACAAAAGAUGAAGUUACUUUAAAAUAUCCUGGUCUCAAUAGAUAUUCUGCACCGCCUGAAUUAUAUCCAAUGGAAUUCCCUACUAGUCCUGAUGUAAAGCCUUUGGUUAAGCAAGCUCAAAGCCCAGUUCCCAUGGAAGUUAAGCUUUGGAGUCAGGUCUCUUCAGAUUCUGAUGAGCCAUUCAAUGUAAAACCUAAAGUUGUUCAAAAGUUACUUAUUUGCAAUCAGACAACCACAGACGGAGAAUUCUCUUUAUCAGGAAAAUUGGCUGCCUUGUUGAAGAGUGAUGAUAAGCAGGUGCCUGAACAUGUAAUUGGCCAAACUCCUCCAACCAUAAGCAUUCAUUCUCCAUCUCCUUCCCACUCAUCGUACAUGAGCAGUGACAAUGAUUCUGAAUUUGAAGAUUCUGAUAUGAAAAAAGAGCUACAGAUACUACGAGAAAAACACAUGAAAGAAAUCUCAGAACUUCAAGUUCAUCAAAGACAUGAGAUUCAGGAAUUAUACAGUCGUUUGGGAAAACCUUUACCAACAGCUUUAGGAUUCUUGCAAGCUGUACCACCUACAAGCCGACGGCGAAGAACCAGUAAGAACAAACUAAAAGCUGGCAGGCUUCUUAAUCCAUUAGUACAGUCUCUGAAGAAUGCAGCUUCCAAUACAAGUCUAUCUUCCAAUACAAAUAUUCAAACAAAUAGCUGUAUUGCAUCUAAACAUCAAGAUGCCUCAUGUAGUUCUGAUACAUUAGAAGCUACUCAAUCGGAGGCUGUGCAAACCCAACAACCCGGCUCUAUCAAAUCCUCCUUAUCCUCUGAUGAUUAUCAAGGCUUUAUUAAUGAGGGGGCAGGUGCUGCACAAGGAGAUGUUGCCCAAGGCUGGACGGUUUUCCACCAAACGUCUGAGAGAGUGACCUAUAAAUCUAAUAGCAAACCUCGUACCAGAUUCCUCAGUGGACCUGUGUCUUUGUCCAUCUGGUCGACCCUGAAACGGCUAUGCCUUGGCAAAGAUCGCAGUAGGUCUUCAAGUAGCAGCAGUACAAGUCAUUCAGUGCAGCGGGUCUUGAACCAACACCAGUCCCAGCCUCAACAAGAGCAAUCACCUCCACAACCCUCUCAAACCAACAACAGUAACAACAAGAAGGGAACUUUUACAGAUGACCUGCACAAACUUGUAGAUGACUGGACCAAAGAAACAGUGGGAGCGGCACAAUUCAAGCCUUCCUUAAAUCAAUUAAAGCAGAACCAGCAUAGAUUUGAUGUGGAGGUCAGGCAGAAACUCUCCCAACCUGAUGGAAGAGCUGCAGCAGGGAAGAUGAGAAAUGUUUCUGCUCCGGUGACAUGUCCAGCAGCAGCUGCUUUAGCACCAGGGAAUUCAACAAUACCAGCAGGAGUGUCAACUGCUCCUAUCCCUGGUCCAUUGCCUGCUUACGUGCUGCCUCUGUGUCAGUAUGGUGGAGUCAUCCCAACAACAAUAUAUGGUGUACACUGGCAAGGUCUCUCAAGUUCAGCAUUGCAGCCUGGACUGUUAAAUACUCAAGGGAUUUCUUCAUUUCCUUCUCUCAACAAAGGGGGCCUACAGAUGUUUCCAGUACCACUCCAGAAACCCAUUAUAAACCCAUCUGGGCCCAACAUGAGGACUACUUAGCUUUGUGAUGAAGAAUCUGAAAUAAUAAGGGCACGGGGAAAAUAAUUUUUGGGAAGAGUUUGAUUUAACUGCUUUCUGUGUACAUACAAAAUGAAAGAUAAGAUGGAAGUUGAAUAUUAUUGGCAACCAGACUGGGCUUGCUGGUGCACAUGGCCAUAUGCAGCAUUGAGCAAUCACUGAAAUAUUUUCACAAAGUUGCUGAAAGCUUGAUAGUUCUUGGGUCAUAGUUGCAUUUGUCUUGCAAUUCAGACACUUUAUAUUUUGCUUUAUAUAUUUAAUUAACACUAAAUGUUAAGUUGCAUUACUUGAAUGGAUCUUGAGAUAUAUUUAAUAAGCCUGCAGGAGUUCAGUGCCUUGAAUUAUGCUUUUCAGUGUUCACUGGGAAGAAAUGUUUGCAAGGGUUUUUUUAAGUUUAUACUGUGGUCUGUUGGACAUGUUUUAGUUUAUUUAAGAAAGGCUAGAUGGUUUACAAGAUGUCUAUUGGGUAACUUAGCUAUCUGCACAUGAACAAUGAAUAUGUUGCUUUACUGUCUUUGCCACAUGAAAAUAACUAAAUGCUGCUAGUUCUCCCUUUUCCAGGGGCUUAUUAUCACAUACCGUGGAAUGAUUUAGCUGCUGUUCAAUCUACUGCUAGUAGGAUAUCUAAAUCAUUUUGAUUCUAAAUUUAUUUAGAAUAAAAAUCAAAAUCUUAUCUUCAUGCUAUGUUGAAGUAUCUGCACGUCUGUUCACUCAUGUUGUGGUAUUGUUUUAGAGAAGCACUGAACUGAGUUUGAAUUGUGGAUUCACCAACAGUAUUAAUAUGACACAAAAAUCUGUCUUGUCUUCCAUGUUAUCUUUUGCUUUUCAAAGAUGCAAACGGUUUUGAUUUAUCGAUACUUAACCAUGAACAGAUUAGACUGAGAAUAAUCUACUUAAGAGAUGGCAAGGAAAUGGGUUUCUUCAGUUAAAUUGUAACUUACCCACCAUAUAGGUUUCUUUUCUUUAAGGAUAAUGUAUUUUUGGCAAAGGAACAAAUCGCACUGUUGUAUUGUUGAUCCUCAUGAUAGACGUGAAUAGAUAAACUACCAGGUGGAGCAUGAUGGGGGAUAACAGGCAAGAGAGAGGUAAGGAAGGCAGAUGAAGGUUUACUGCUCUGAUUUCUUUCCAGCAAUAUUUUAUACCACAUGCUGAAAGGCAGAGAUGACGUGCUGCCAAUCUGUGAAGAACUGUAACUGUACUUCUGAGUUUUGCUAUCUAAAUGAUUUUUGUUUAUACCCUUUAAUAUUUUAUCAAAUCGGUUAGAAUUGUAAUUUUGUAGAACAUGUGCAGAGUUCUCUGCCUUGGCAAAAUAUUUCCUGUAGUAAGAGAUUUCUGUUCUCUGUACUUUGCAUUUAUUUGUUUAUUUGUGUCUAUGUUUCAUGAGCAAAAAUGGAAAAUAUAACAAUCAGACAUCUAAUGCUUGCACUAAGAACAAUUGGAUUGCUUUCCUUGUUAAAUAGCAUUGUUUUACUGACAUGGUCAGUGACACUCAAAUCACAGAUUGUAACAGUUUAAGGAAAUAAAUAAAACAUAUUUUGUGCUUGA
Leucoraja erinaceus (little skate) is the source of this 7540-nucleotide messenger RNA. It is a transcript of the gene wnk2, whose product is annotated as WNK lysine deficient protein kinase 2. The record is from RefSeq and is a predicted model, not a curated record. Gene Ontology annotation, molecular function: chloride channel inhibitor activity; potassium channel inhibitor activity; protein serine/threonine kinase activity. The transcript has 25 exons. Gene Ontology annotation, biological process: protein phosphorylation; intracellular signal transduction; monoatomic ion homeostasis. Bases 20 to 5977 code for a protein of 1985 amino acids. Gene Ontology annotation, cellular component: cytosol; cytoplasm. Lineage: Eukaryota; Metazoa; Chordata; Chondrichthyes; Rajiformes; Rajidae.